GGAAUUGGACGAAGCCGUUCGAUUAUACGAACUAAAUAAAGAUUCCGAAUUAACGAUACAUGUUUCAAUAGUGUAAAAAUAACAUUUGGACAUAAAAAAUAGUUAAAAAGAAUUAGUCUAUUAUGGCUUGGGGCUACUGGAGUGCAUCUACUGUUUCUGAUCGAGGCAAGUCACCAAAACGCCAAUCGUCAUCUUUGGGUUUUUAUAACCAUCAUGUACCAAUAUCCACUCCAGCUCCUCCAUCUACAUCAUACUACCAACAUCAGUCCUUGCACAGCACUAGUAGUUUUGGUUCCAUAGAAGAUGAUGAUUAUCAUCAUACCUCCACAUUUUACCGUCGUCCUUCACUUGGAGAUAUAGAAUUCACAGGGCCAGGUUCAUUAUCUAUAAUGUUAAAUCAAGAUAUUCCUCCUUCUCGACCCAGAACACCACCGCCACGUCAUUUGUAUGCCCCACCUACUUCGUUAAGUCUGCCGGAUUCGUGUGGAUCGACAAUGGUUAUGCGACAAAACAUGAAUUGCUUUGGUUACCAAUCUACUCCUAUUGUACAACAUUAUCCUUGCAGUGUUCAUGACCCAUCACCAUCUCCUUCUAUUUCUGAUGAUGAAGACCAUGUUUACGCCACAGUAUUUCCUAAUGUACCACAAGCACCAGGAAUGCCUUGUCAAGGAGAAGAUCGUAGUAUAUACAGACGUGGAGCCAGAAGAUGGAGGAAACUAUAUCGAGUGAAUGGACAUAUUUUUCAACCUAAAAGGUUUAACAGGCGAGCAUUUUGUGCAUACUGUCAUGAUCGAAUUUGGGGAUUAGGACGGCAAGGAUUCAAAUGUAUUCAAUGCAAAUUGCUUAUUCACAAAAAAUGUCAUAAGCUUGGUAAAAAAACUUGCACAAAUGAUCCUAUAGGUAAUGAAGACACCAAUGGUGAUUCACAGACAUCUCUAAGUACACCUAGCUCUGAUACUGCUAUACCGGAUUUAAAAGAAUAUUCUGAUCAAAAUUCUGUUAUUGAUCAAUCUGCUGAUUCUGUACCCAUUGAAGAUCCACAAGCUAAAACCGGUGAUGAAGAAGUUGGAGUAUCACGUCAAUAUUCUAUUGCAGACUUUGAGCUAAUUAGGGUUAUUGGUCGUGGAAGUUAUGCCAAAGUUCUCAUGGUUGAACUUAAAAAAACAAAAUGCAUCUACGCUAUGAAAGUUAUAAAAAAAGCACUUGUUACAGAUGAUGAAGAUAUUGAUUGGGUACAAACAGAGAAACAUGUUUUUGAGACUGCCUCUAAUCAUCCAUUUUUGGUCGGUCUUCAUUCUUGCUUCCAAACUGCCAGCCGAUUAUUUUUUGUGAUUGAAUUUGUUCGUGGAGGUGACUUAAUGUUUCAUAUGCAAAGGCAAAGGCGAUUGCCUGAAGAACAUGCUAGAUUUUAUGCUGCAGAGAUUAGUUUGGCUUUGAAUUUUUUGCACACUAAAGGUAUAAUAUAUCGAGAUUUAAAAUUGGAUAAUGUACUACUUGAUCAUGAAGGCCAUAUAAAAUUGACGGAUUAUGGAAUGUGUAAAGAAGGAAUAAGGCCUGGGGAUACAACUUGCACAUUUUGCGGUACUCCAAAUUACAUUGCUCCAGAAAUUUUAAGAGGAGAAGACUAUGGAUUUAGUGUGGAUUGGUGGGCUUUAGGAGUUCUUUUGUAUGAAAUGUUGGCUGGCAGAAGUCCAUUUGAUAUUGCUGGAGCUUCAGAAAACCCUGAUCAAAAUACUGAAGACUAUCUAUUCCAAGUUAUUUUGGAAAAAACUAUUCGUAUUCCGAGAUCACUUUCUGUAAAAGCAGCAUCAGUUUUGAAAGGAUUUUUAAAUAAGAAUCCUGUGGAUCGUUUGGGUUGUAAUCGGGACACUGGCUUCUAUGAUAUUAUAACUCAUCCAUUCUUUAAAUCUAUUGAUUGGGAAAUGUUAGAACAAAAGCAAGUUAGCCCUCCAUAUAAACCACGACUAGAUUCUGAUCGUGAUCUUGCCAAUUUCCCACCAGAAUUUACAGAUGAACCUGUGCACUUAACACCUGAUGAUUUACGUGUCAUUGAAAAAAUCGAUCAGUCUGAAUUCGAGGGUUUUGAAUACGUGAACCCGUUGCUGAUGUCGCAAGAGGACAACGUGUGACACGAGGAGGACUGCGACGAUUACGCCGCACCCCACAAUAUGCAGCAUUACCAUCACGAAGCUGACUGUCCCUGUUCGACGACGAUCGACUCGCCCCCAGACAACGGCAGGCCGCCGUCUAGGGGAUGGUUUUGCUUACCGCUCCGAUAAUUACUCCCCCUUCCAUAAAAAAAAAAUGUGAUUAUUUUAAUAUUACAAUUCCGCUGACGACGGCCAUAUUUAUUUUACAUAUUAUUAUUAUAAAUAUUUAAUUAUUUGAUUAUUAUAUAUAGUUUCUCGCGCGUGUCCGUCGCCGGCGUCGACGGUUUUCAAUGGCUCAACUUAUUCCGACGAUUUAUCAUCAUAUUUUCGGUUUGGAAGUACUUUAAUUCGUUUUCAAAACCAAAUUCUAAAACUUUUUAGUUCCUCUUCGAUAAAUAUAUUACUCGCUUUAUUUUCCAUUAUAUACAAAAAAUAUAAUAUACAUAUUAAUAUGUUACAUUAUAUUUAUAUACAAGGUGUAUAUUAUAUAAUAUGUUGCCGCAUCUCGUGUGUGUAUUGGAUUCAACUUUUUACCAUAAACCUCGUUCGUCUUAACACGCAUAUUUGAUAUAUGCUCAAACAUCCUUAUCAUUUGUCUACUGAUGACGACAAAAUAACAUGAGUUUUCACACCCACCUCAUCCACCUACCCACCAACUCAUUCGCCGUCGACGGCCAGACAAAAAAAUUAACUCGUCGAUUUAAUGGACCGUGUAGCUUGUACUAACAUUUUUAUUAUUACUACUACUACUACUACUAUUAUUAUUAUUACUAUUUAUUAGUAUUAUUAUGUUUUUACUCGUUGGGAGAAACGUAAUGUACCCCUUCGUAUACGCUUACCUAGACCUUUGUCCACAGAAGAAUUUCAUUGAUAUGCACAAGUAUUGUGUAACAAUUUCUGGCUCUAUCUCCUACACCCGACCCAUCCACACACUAAUAAUAUUGACUGAUCUUCACCGCCGUAGUGGAUCGUGAUUUAUAUGAUACACAAAGAUUGAGAGAGAGAGGGGGGAAUGAAAUAAUCUUUUCGCUUCCUCUCCUUAAUUUUUGAUUUUAUAUAAAUUAUUAUAUCCAUUCAUUAUCGUCGUCGUUCGGUAAGAAUUGUGAUAAUCCAUCUUCCUGCACCGCCGCGAAAUUCAUAAAUCAAAAUUGACGACGAAUAAUUGGGCUCUAAUUUUUUUUUUGUUACGCACGACGACGCGUUUUGAUCGGUACUGUGCAUAAUAUUAUGCAAAUUGGUACCCUACAAUGCUCAAUGAUUAAUAGUAAUAAUAAUAACAAUAAUAAUAAUAUAUUAGAUGAUCUAAUUACAUUCCUUAUUUAAAUUUACAA
Diuraphis noxia (Russian wheat aphid) is the source of this 3481-nucleotide messenger RNA. Its product is annotated as protein kinase C iota type. Gene Ontology annotation, molecular function: protein serine/threonine kinase activity; ATP binding. Gene Ontology annotation, biological process: establishment or maintenance of cell polarity; protein phosphorylation. Lineage: Eukaryota; Metazoa; Arthropoda; Insecta; Hemiptera; Aphididae. The record is from RefSeq and is a predicted model, not a curated record.